GAAGCCCGUAAUAGAGUGCCUUUUGUCGAUUAAAGCUCAGCUCAUGCCAUAUGGUAAUGCAGAGAGGUGCAAAAUUUCAACAGAUUCAAAAUUCCAACGGGCUUUGCGAAGUCCUGUCAUGUCAGAACCAUCAGCUACACUAAUGCAUCAUGUUGGGCUUAAGUUCCAUGAGGUAUUUCAACUAAAGCAAGGUCGAUAUGCAGACCUUCCGGCAGCAAAGAUCUCAGAGAUGAUGAAGUCGAAUAGUUUAGAUAAUGCCCCCACCCAAUCACUUUUAAGUGUGGUUAAUGGAAUUCUCGAUGAAAGCAUUGAAAGGCAAAAUGGCGAAAUACCUCAUCGUGUCGCGUGCCUCUUGAGAAAAGUUGUGCAGGAGAUAGAGCGGCGCAUAUCAACUCAGGCAGAACAUUUAAGAACUCAAAAUAAUCUCUUCAAGUCUCGUGAGGAGAAGUAUCAAUCUAGGAUUAAGGUACUUGAAGCCCUGGCAACUGGACCUUAUGAGGAGACAGAGAUUUCUGUGGAUCAGCUUCAGCGAUUCCAGGCUGAGAAGAUCAAGAUGGAAGAGAAGAUUGAAGAGAAGAGGAAGCUUGAAGAGGAAGACUUAGCUAGAUCGACUAAAGAUAAGGAAAGCCAUAACUUAGAAAUAUCAGCACUGAAGCAAGAGCUGGAAGUGGCAAAGAAGACAUAUGAGCUCCGUCACCUGCAAAUGGAAACAGAAGCUAAGGCAGCUAAAUUGGCACUUGAAGAGGGGACAAGAAAACUGGAGCAGGACUUGGCAGGAUACAGAAACAAGGUUCAGGAGCUGGAAGCGGCUAACAAGACGUACCAGCUCCGUCACGUGCAAAUUGAAACAGAAGCUAAUGCAGCUAAAAUGAUGCUUGAAGAGAGGAUAAGAAAACUCGAGCAGGACUUGGCAGGCUCAAGAAAUAAGGUGAAACAACUCGAAGCAUGUUCAGAAUCCAAAAACGAGAAGUGGAACAAGAAAGAGCACAGUUUCCAUAGCUUUAUGGAUUUUCAAUUUGGGGCUCUACGUGAACUAAGGGUCUCUUUCAAGUCUAUCAAGCAUGAACUUCUGGUCACCCAAAGAAACUAUUCAGAGGAAUUCAACAGCGUUGGAUUACAGGUUGAAGCAUUAGCUGACGCAGCAGAGAACUAUCACCUUGUUCUUGCAGAAAAUAGGAGGCUAUUUAAUGAGGUUCAAGAUCUAAAAGGUAAUAUCAGAGUGUAUUGUAGGAUUAGGCCCCUACUUCCUGGACAGAGUGGAAAACAGUCAAUCAUCGAACAUAUUGGUGAUGAUGGACAGUUGGUUGUCACUAAUCCCUCCAAACAAGGCAAAGAUGGCCAUCGCAUGUUCAAGUUCAACAAGGUGUAUGGUCCAGCUGCUUCUCAAGAGAUGGUAUAUUCUGACAUCCAACCCUUCAUUCGUUCUGUUCUUGAUGGAUAUAAUGUAUGCAUAUUUGCUUACGGCCAAACUGGUUCGGGAAAAACCUACACAAUGAGUGGUCCUGGUGCAGCGACUGAGGAGAGCUGGGGUGUCAACUAUCGAGCUCUUAAUGACCUUUUCAAUUUGUCUGAGAGCAGAAGUAGAGCCAUCGUGUAUGAAAUCUCGGUUCAAAUGGUUGAGAUCUACAAUGAACAAGUGCGAGAUCUACUCUCCAGUGACAGCUCUCAGAAGAAACUAGGGAUUUCAUCAAUCUCUCAUGCAAGUGGUCUAGCUGUUCCAGAUGCUAGCAUGCAUCCUGUGAGAGCAAGCUCGGAUGUUAUGGAACUAAUGGACAUAGGACUUAAGAAUAGAGCUGUUGGUGCCACUGCAUUGAAUGAAAGAAGUAGCCGCUCGCACAGUAUCGUCACUGUACAUGUUCGUGGGACAGAUGUGAAGACUGGAAGCGCAUCACAUGGUAAUCUUCACUUGGUAGAUCUUGCGGGAAGCGAAAGAGUCGACCGCUCAGAAGUAACUGGCGACAGACUGAAAGAGGCACAGCAUAUAAACAAGUCACUCUCCGCCCUUGGAGACGUCAUUUUUGCUCUUUCGCAGAAGAGUCCUCAUGUGCCUUACCGUAAUAGCAAGCUCACUCAAGUGCUACAGAGUUCUUUGGGUGGUCAAGCAAAAACAUUGAUGUUCGUGCAGCUCAAUCCCGAAGUGGUAUCAUAUUUGGAAAGUAUGAGUACCUUAAAAUUCGCUGAGAGAGUCUCUGGGGUUGAGCUCGGGGCAGCGAGGAGCAAUAAAGAUGGCAGGGAUGUUCGGGAUCUGAUGCAGCAGGUGGCAUCUCUACGAGACACUAUCGGCAGAAAAGACGAGGAGAUUGAGCGGUUGCAGUUGCUUAAGGAUCUCAAAAGUGUGUAUCCUGCGGUAGAUAAGCGUGGCGUGGCCUCGCCGUAUGAUCCUUCCACUCCAAGCCAAAUUCCCUCCAAAGGUGUAGGACCUCAUGAUCCUGAGAAUUCUUCGGCGCAAAGCGAUAAACACUACGAAUCUGAUUCGACUGUCCCUGGGGACGAUAGGUACGGGGAACAAGACUGUGAGGAGAGAACAAGUGAUGUUUCUGAUUGCUCUGCUGAAAAUAGUUUGUCAUCUGAAGCGACUGAUCGGCCAGAUAGCUUAGAGAAGCCAAGGUCAAGACUUAAAGUUCCUCCGCCCUUGAGAAAGUCGGCCUCUCGGGAAUCAUUGAAGGCUUCGACAAGUGCCCGGAAAACAGUGACCACCCCGACCGGCUCUUCUACUUUACUCAAACCACCCCGACGGUGGCAGUAAAACAAGAAGUCAGUUCGAACGCCGCUGUUUUCUGGACCUGCUCUCCUGUUUUGUGAAUAUAUAGCCAGAUCGCUUUUCUCGGCCACGGUUUCUCUGUUAAUGCAUUCAUUCGUAUUUCCUUUUCUGCUCAUUCCAGUUCGAGUUCAGAUGGAUAAAAUCAUGUAAAUAGGCGUUAGAGGCUCUAUCUCUCUAAUUUU
This is a messenger RNA of Eucalyptus grandis, 2943 nucleotides long. Its product is annotated as kinesin-like protein KIN-14P. Gene Ontology annotation, biological process: microtubule-based movement. The record is from RefSeq and is a predicted model, not a curated record. Gene Ontology annotation, molecular function: ATP binding; microtubule motor activity; microtubule binding. Bases 44 to 2746 code for a protein of 900 amino acids. The transcript has 19 exons. Lineage: Eukaryota; Viridiplantae; Streptophyta; Magnoliopsida; Myrtales; Myrtaceae.